UUUAAUAUUAAUUUUCCCACGUUUUAGAUUUAGGUUUAUUCAUUCAUCACUUAACUAGUGGUUGCAAUUUGUGUAAGAUUAUACUGUGAAUAUCUUUGAAACGAAAUAAUGGGUCGAAAAGUGCAAUCCAAACAGAACUCUAGAAAGCGAAAUAGUAAGGAGGGUAACAAAUUUGUUCAGCAGAGGAGAAAAGAACUAUCAAUAUUAGUGGAUAAACUGCUCAAAUUAACCACCAUAUUCCAAGCUACACAGUACAGUACAGUUGCAAUAAGUUGGGAGCACCAUUUACAAAUAGAGGCAAUUAUCAAAGAGAUAGUUAAUAUUGAGAAUUCUGCUACGAAAGUUGCACGAAAUCAUAGAAAAUUAAAUUUAGAAAAGUAUGUCAACUGGUUGCACGAGCACGGAGCGAAAUUUGAAGGUGUAGAAAUCAGCGAAUUUGAUGGCUACGAACUUGGAUUAAAAGCAACAAGAGACUUUGCAGAAGGUUCGCUUAUACUUACUGUACCCACAAAAGUAAUGAUGACUGAAAAGAAUGCAAAUGAGUCAGAUUUAGGUCCAUUCAUCAAUGUAGAUCCACUUUUGCAGAACAUGCCAAAUAUAACAUUAAGUCUGUUUUUGUUGCUGGAAAAAAGUACACCAGAUUCUUUUUGGAAACCGUACUUUGAUGUUUUACCGGAAAAAUAUUCUACAGUUCUCUAUUUUACAUCUGAAGAAUUACAAGAAAUUCGGCCUUCACCUGCAUUUGAGUCUUCUCUGAAGCUGUAUAGAAAUAUCGCAAGACAGUAUGCAUAUUUUUACAACAAAAUUCACACAUCGGAUAUACCAGUUCUCAAGAACUUACAAGAUAUAUUCACAUUUGAUAAUUACAGAUGGGCGGUUUCUACUGUAAUGACCCGGCAAAACAACAUCCAGCUCUCCGGAGCCUCGACAACAGCCUUUAUACCUCUCUGGGACAUGUGCAAUCACGAACAUGGAAGGAUAACAACAGACUACAAUGAAGAUCUGAACCGAGGCGAGUGUUACGCGCUGCGUGACUUCAAGCCGGGCGAGCAAAUCUUCAUAUUCUACGGAGCGCGACCGAACUGUGACCUGUUCCUGCACAAUGGCUUCGUUUACCCCAAUAAUCAACACGACAGCCUAUCCUUAGCACUAGGUGUAAGUACAGGAGACGCUCUACGGGAAGCUAAGUUAUCCCUACUAACGAAACUUGGUUUAGUCGGAGUCACCCACUACAACUUGUAUAAAGGCUCGAAUCCGAUAGGUGCAGAGCUACUGGCUUUCAUCAGGAUAUUCAAUAUGAAUCAAGAGGAACUAACAAAAUGGUCGAGUCACGCUAUUCCCAGUGAUCUGGUCUCCUCGGAAGAGAGUAGUUCUGAAAUUGUGGGAGCCGCUAUAGAUCGCAGAGCUUAUACGUAUCUAAUGACACGUUGUGGGCUUAUCAAAGCGUCUUACAAAAAGAGCGAGAGCGACCCUGACUCAGUGCAUAGAAAAAAUGUCAUUCUCCUAAAGGAAUGUGAGGUACAAAUAUUAGACGAUGCCAUACAGUACUUAAAGAAUGUUUUGGACAAACUUCCCACCGGCGAACCGUAAAUACAAACAUGCGAAUUUAUUAGCUAUAAUGAUUUUCAACCUUAUGGAGGUUACUGAUAAGGUUUAACUUUGAAGGUGUGACCUUUUUUAUAAGAAUUACAAUCAUGACAGUAUUGAAAUAUUUUUACACUUUGUU
This is a messenger RNA of Pararge aegeria (speckled wood butterfly), 1726 nucleotides long. It is a transcript of the gene Setd3, whose product is annotated as actin-histidine N-methyltransferase. Gene Ontology annotation, molecular function: histone H3K36 methyltransferase activity; transcription coactivator activity; protein-L-histidine N-tele-methyltransferase activity. The transcript is spliced from 9 exons. Gene Ontology annotation, biological process: peptidyl-lysine trimethylation; peptidyl-lysine dimethylation; actin modification. The coding region runs from base 109 to 1590 and encodes 493 amino acids. NCBI's taxonomy places the organism in Eukaryota, Metazoa, Arthropoda, Insecta, Lepidoptera, Nymphalidae. The record is from RefSeq and is a predicted model, not a curated record.